AUGAACCAUCCGAGUGCCGAUGACGACGACUCCCCUCGGAAAAUGUGGAUUGAAAUUGACAGUCAGAUUCUCAAUGCUCUGUUCUGCGUCACCGCGUUUGGACUCGCCCCUUUGCGCUUCCGCGAUUUGUACUGGUUCGUGCGAGCCGUUCACUUCAAAGACGAGACGGCUAUGCGGAAGCUGGCCAACCAGACCAAGUCCUGGUUUCGGCCGCCGCUAUGGGCUAGACAGAACGACGAGGCGACAACAGUCAAAACGACGUUUACGGGCCAAGUCGCACCGCCGACGCCCGUCUGGAAGCUGGGCUUUACCAUCUGGAUGAUGGUUUUGAAUACCUUGCUGCAGGCCGUCUUGUGUUUUUAUAUGUGGCACUAUGACCGUAUUGAUCGACCAUCAUGGGCAACGGGGACUUUCAUCGCCUUGGGCUGUGGCGUGGCUAUGUUGGCUGGUCUUAUGUCAUGGUGGGAAGGACGCAAGGUUAAAAAUAUUGAAGGCCCGGAGGUUACCGUAGUCUAA
Molecule: messenger RNA, 516 nt
Organism: Hirsutella rhossiliensis
Lineage: Eukaryota; Fungi; Ascomycota; Sordariomycetes; Hypocreales; Ophiocordycipitaceae
Product: alpha-L-rhamnosidase C
Exons: 2
Coding region: 1-516 (171 amino acids)
Source: RefSeq, a predicted model, not a curated record